AUGGAGGUCCUCAAUAGACCUGCCGUUCAGGCGUCUGGUGUACCAAUUUCCUGGACGCUUUAUUUCCCUAGCGAGGAGUUCUCUCCCGAGGACAGACGAGCCGAGCUCAUCAAAUCGCUCAUUGACGGAUUCCUCACGGAGAAAGGCCAGCAGCUGCUGCAGCAGGCCGAUCCUAAGGAGCUGUCUCUGUUUUCAAGAUGGACGGUCAGCAUGGAGUCGUUGAAGCAGCAUCUGCAGCCUGCGUGCAGCACUGGCCAGAGUGAUCUGGGCGCAGCUGCAGAGUUGCUGCUUCAAGCGCUUGAAGCAGCGCCUGAGGAAGCACUGGCCUGCCUCGGUGCUGCUGCCACUGAGAUGUUUCUGGAGAGAGGCCUGAUCGAGGCCCCAGCACUCCCCUCUGCGUCAGCAUGUGCCUCACAGCAUGCCUCGUCUCGCCUGGCUGUGAGGCUGGUGGAUCACACUGAUUCGAUUAUUGAAUUCAAGAAGCUCAAAGCCAGCAGCCUCGGUGAGUCUAUUAUUUCAGCAGACUCGGUAGCAAUCCUGUACAUCUGGUCGUCCUUUCGCCUGGCUGUGAGGCUGGUGGAUUACAAAGACUCAGUCAUCGAGUUUAAGAAGCUCAAAGCCAGCAGCCUUGAUCGGCUGGUGACAGUGUGUGGGACAGUGGUGCGAGUAGGUCCACUGCGGCCUCUAGUGGUUGCUAUGGAUUUCACCUGCACGCGCUGUGGCGCCAUCACCUCCCUCUCCUUCCCGGAUGGGCGCUUCUCCCAGCCUACAGCCUGCGGUCAUGACAACUGCCGCAACCGCACCUUCCUGCAAAACCGGGCAGGUGCCCGGAAAAUAAACUUCCAAACCAUACGUCUCCAGGAGCCGACCGGUGGCACUGGUGGAGGCGAGGACAUGGGGAGGAUGCCGCGGGUGGUGGACUGCGAGCUCAGGGAGGACCUGGCGGAUGCAUGUCUUCUCCAGGAGCUGACAGGCGGCACGGGAGGGGGCGAGGACAUGGGGAGGAUGCCGCGGGUGGUGGACUGCGAGCUCAGGGAGGACCUGGCGGAUGCAUGCCUGCCGGGGGACGUGGUGGCAGUGUGUGGGAUUGUCAAGAUCAUCAACAACGAGACGGACGUGGGAGGAGGUGAGCUCUACAUUGAUGCCAUCUCUGUCGUCAACGCCAACUCCCAGUCCACUACCCCAAGCCCCACCGCCACCACUGCUGCAACUGCCACCCCUGCUCUCCGCUCUCCUCCCUCUGCGGGUGGUGCGAGUGGAGGGGCGGUGGAGCUGGGGGAGGAGGACCUGAGGGGCAUAUUGGAUUAUGUGGUGGAGCAUGAGGGCGAGGGCGACCUGUUUCAGCACCUCGUGCACUCCUUCUGCCCCUCCAUCUACGGCCAUGUGCUCGUUAAAGCUGGGGGAGGAGGACAUGAGGGGCAUGUUGGAGAUGGGGGAGGGGAGGAGGACAUGAGGAGCAUACUGGAGUAUGUGGUGGAGCACGAGGGGGAGAACGACCUCCAUCUACAGCCAUGUGCUCGUGAAAGGUGGGCUGACUUGUCUAUUCUCCGCUCUCGGCUGUGUGCUGCUAUUGGUGCGAGUGGAGGGGCGGUGGAGCUGGGGGAGGACAACAUGAGGAAGAAGGUGAUCUGUUUCAGCACAUCGUGCACUCCUUCUGCCAUUCCGUCUAUGGCCAUGUGCAGGACAAAGAAGGUGAUCUGUGUCAGCACAUCGUGCACUCCUGCUGCCAUUUCGUCUACGGCCGCGCCUUGUUUCUCCGUGGUACGGUGGCACCUGCAGUUGCUUCCCUCUUCCUCCCUGCUUUCGUCUCCCCUGUCUCUCUCACUCGCAGCGGGCAUUAUACUGUCGCUCUUUGGAGGUGUGCGCAAGCAUGAAGGGGAUGCCAACCGCGUGCCAGUCAGGGGAGAUGUGCACGCGCUGCUAGUGGGCGAUCCAGGCAUGGGAAAGAGCCAGCUGCUCAAGGCAGCAGCAGCGGUGGCACCUCGUGGGGUGUAUGUGUGUGGCUCUGGGGCCUCUUCUGUGGGGCUCACAGUGGCCGUGGUCAAGGACGGGCCUGGCGGGGAGUACGCCUUCGAAGCAGGAGCCAUGGUGAUGGCAGAUCAGGGCACGUGCUGCAUUGACGAGUUUGAUAAGAUGGGCAACGAGCAACAGGCGCUAUUGGAGGCCAUGGAGCAGCAGAGCGUGAGUGUGGCCAAGGCAGGUCUGCUGGCAAACUUUAGUGCGCGCACUGCUGUGCUGGCUGCUGCUAACCCCGUUGGCGGGCAUUACAAUCGAGCGCGCACACUAAACGAGAAUCUGAAGCUGUCUGCCGCGCUCCUGUCAAGAUUCGAUUUGAUCUUCAUUCUCCUGGACCGGCCAGACCACCACACGGACCAGCGUCUAUCAGAGCACGUGCUGCAGAUGCAUGCAGGCAUGCCGUCUCGCUCCAAGGCAUCCAAGCGCAGCUCCCAUCUCUUCCUGACAGCCCCAUCAGCAACGGAUGGCCAUGCAUCGCACCUCGACCUGCCUCUCUCUCACCGCCUGCGCCUGCGCUCAUCUGCUGCCCGCAACUUCUCCCCCCUCUCCCCUGCUCGCCUGCGCCAGUACAUUGCAUACGCUCGCACGCAUGUGCACCCCAGGCUCUCAGAGGAGGCGCGGGCAGUGAUCAAGGCGUUCUACCUGCGGCUAAGGGAGCACAGACGAGCUAUGGACGGCCCUGCAGUCCCACAAUGCAUCAUUAUUUCCCUCGCCAAACCCACUGCCAUCCCUUGUGUUUCUGCCGCUCGUUUUGACUACAGGCUGUCAGAGGAGGCGCGGGCAGUGAUCAAGGCGUUCUACCUGCGGCUAAGGGAGCACAGACGAGCUAUGGACGGCCCUGCAGUCCCACAAUGCAUCAUUAUUUCCCUCGCCAAACCCACUGCCAUGCCUUGUGUUUCUGCCGCUCGUUUUGACUACAGGCUGUCAGAGGAGGCACGUGCAGUGAUCAAGGCGUUCUAUUUGCGGCUGAGGGAGCACAGCCGCGCCAUGGAUGGCCCUCCAGUCCCACAAUGUAUCAUUAUCUACCUCGCCAAACCCACUGCCAUCCCUUGUGUUUCUGCCGCUCGCUUUCACUACAGGCUCUCAGAGGAGGCACGUGCAGUAAUCAAGGCGUUCUACCUGCGACUGAGGGAGCACAGCAGAGCCAUGGACGGCCCUCCAAUCACAGCGCGCCAGCUGGAGAGCCUCGUCCGGCUCGCCGAGGCUCGGGCCCGCGUGGAGCUGCGGGAGGAGGUUACCGAGGCUGAUGCGCAAGAGGCGGUGGAGCUGAUGGGGGAGUGUCUGCUGGAUAAGCUGACAGACGAGGCGGGCAACAUAGACGCGGGUCGGGGCGGCAGCUCGAGCAAGUCAAAGGAGUCAAAGCGGUUCCUUGCUGCGCUGCAGCGCACUGCUAAGCAGGCCAUCAAGACAUGCUUCUCAAGGAAGUCAAAGAAGUCAACGCCGUUCCUGGCCACCCUGCAGCGCACCGCCAAGCAGGCCAUCAAAACGUGCUUCUCAAGAUAG
Molecule: messenger RNA, 3519 nt
Organism: Closterium sp. NIES-65
Lineage: Eukaryota; Viridiplantae; Streptophyta; Zygnematophyceae; Desmidiales; Closteriaceae
Source: the annotation of a GenBank genome assembly